UUGACAGCACAUCAUGAUGAUGAUGAUGAUGAUGAUGAUGAUGAUGAUGAUGAUGAUGAUGAUGAUGCUUAACCUCAUUUGCUCUUCAUGGCAUUUAAUCCAAUUAGCAUGCAACAGGUUUCACUUUGAGGGAAUAUUUCCUCAGAAUCCAAAUACUGGCUUCUUUUAUGGAAUUUGCUGAAUCCUAAAGUCGUUGUAGUCCUUCUGAAACCAAGCUGUUGCUCUUAUUUAGAAUAAACUCUCCAUAACUUUGUGUACAAGACAUCACACCUGCUUGACUUGCAUGAAAAGGAAGUUGAUCUCAGUGGUGAAUUUCUCCACCAUUAAGUUUCGUUUCACUCUGAACUGAAACUCAAGUGCUGUUUGAGAGCGGUCAGCUGCAAAACCUGGGGGAUGGCAGAGGGAGAGAGAAAAUACCUUGACUUCAUGUUCAGGCCGAGUGCUGAAUAUGUGGUAGGUGAGUAGCAGCUGCAGCAGCCGUGGGAUUUGCCAAUUGAAGGAGCAGGUGGGCCUUUCCCUUACAUCAAAGCCAAAAAUAUCAUCUGCUUAAAAGAAAAAAACAAGGGCCUGCCAAUAGGGUGAGUUUUUUAUUAUUAUUUUUUUUAAAAAAGAGCUCAUGUUUUCCUUCAUGGCCUUGGUCUACGCUAUCUCCAAUGAGGCCAUAUAGGAUGUUCUAAGGAUUUGGCCAUUAUCCCAAUGUACAGGCCCAUGUCCUGGUUUUUGCAGACCUUUUUCAAAGGAUUUUUGUGACCUGUUGAGUCUAAAACUUACUGCAGAGAGGGAAAGGGUUAAUUACAUUUUGCAAAUUUUGAAUACUAAAAUUAGUGGCAAACAUAUAAAACUGCUGCUUCGUUUUCACUGAGCUGGUAAGUUUGUAUCUUGGGCUGCCCCCUUUCAGACUGUGCAUCACAUGGCGAUCGCACAUGAUGGUUUUUUUUGUUUGUAGAGAACCAUUCCCAUUUAAAUUCUAGAUCUCGGGGAGGAAAGGACCUAGACUAUCCAUUUUCCUGUAGUGCAAGGACUGUUGUGUGUGUGCAACAGAGAGGUCUGUCCUGCAUUUUGCAGUAGCAUAGUCCAGCCACAUUAUUACCUCGGUGAAAAGUAGCUAUGAGAACUGCUCUAAACUGGCAAACGCAUGGCUUUGGGAACAGACUUUUUUUUCUCACCAAGGGGCCCAAACUAUUUUUAACUAAAGAAGAAUAGUACAGAACUUUGAGGAAGUGAGUACUGAUGACAGCUGUCUCACGUGGUAUUAAUUUUGUAAGUUGUUAUUUUGCUCAGAAUGAAAGAAAAGAAAAGAAAAAGCUGAACUAGUUCACAGAAUGAUGAGCUAUUCAAUUGGUGAAGCUCCCCUGCCAUGUCCUGUUGUCUCGUGUUCUUCACCUCAAGUUGUCAGGAUUGGCGCUGCUCUCAUCGCCUUCAUACAGAGAUUCCCAAGGACCAGGCAUCGCCGUGCCUCAAAAGCAACACCAAGAAUGGCAAAUUCUCCUUGGCAAACAACAAACAGACUGCUUUUCCUCACGAUUUCACUGUUGCCAAGCACCAUUCUAGCCAUACAGUAUCCUAAAUCUUUGCCCUGUGAUGUGAUUCCAACUCCUGAUGGUUAUGUGACCGCAGACUGUAGCAAACGACGCCUCACAAAAUUCCCAGAUGAAUUUAAAUUGAUCUCUAGUACUGCCAAUAUUACCAACCUGACCCUCACCAUGAAUAAAAUCUUGAAAAUAGGUCCAAGUGACUUUCAGAGCCUUCAGCACCUUCUAGAAGUUGAUUUUAGAUGCAACUGUUUGCCGGUGAUGUUGGGUCCCCAGGAUCAUUUAUGUUUUAAGAGGCUACAGAUCGAAGCCUACACUUUUUAUAACCUUCGCAAACUGAACUCACUGUAUCUGGAUGGUAACCGGCUCUCAACUAUCCCUCGGGGCAUACCUCCCAAUUUACGUCUUCUGAGUCUUGAAGUAAACAACAUUUUUUACCUCCAGAAAGAAAACCUUUCCGAACUUGGGAGUUUAGAAAUUCUCUAUUUGGGAAAGAAUUGCUAUUACCGUAAUCCCUGCAAUGAAUCUUUUCACAUUGAGGAAACAGCCUUUCAGGCCCUGGGGGCUUUAAGAGUGUUGUCCUUGAAGGCUAACAACAUAUCUGAGGUUCCAAAGAAUCUGCCAUCUACUUUGAAGGAACUGUACCUUUAUAACAAUGUAAUUCAGAACAUUGGGGAGCAGGACUUGAGCGGUCUUCACAAUUUGGAAAAGCUUGACUUAAGUGGCAACUGCCCUCGUUGUCUCAAUACUCCGUAUCAUUGUACUCCCUGUCGGGAUAAUGCAAGUAUUUCAAUCCACCCCAGAGCCUUUGAUUCUUUAAAGGAAUUAAAAGUUUUGCGGUUACACAGCACCUCCCUCACCACAGUGAACAGUGAAUGGUUUAGGUACACAGAAAGACUAGAAGCACUUGAUCUUUCGCAAAAUUACUUACAUAACGAAAUUGAGACUUGCCAUUUCCUAAACUUUCUUCCUAAUCUUGUAAACUUGGAUUUUUCUUUUAAUUUUGAAUUGAGAUCAUACCGUACACGGCUGACUCUUCCAAAGACAUUCGCCAACCUCUCUAAUCUUCAGACUUUAAGGAUCAGGGGUUUUGUUUUCAAGGAACUAGAUCAAGCCAGUAUAGACAGUUUGAUUCAUCUUAAAAAUCUGAGUGUGCUAGACUUUGGGACAAAUUUUAUCAGGACCAUUGACACAGCCAUGUUUAAAAAGCUCCCGGCUCUUAAAACUGUAAGCCUUGCGUUCAAUAAAAUCUCUCUCCUUUCUAAUGAUUCAAAUGGUAAGCUUUGCUCUGCUGCUCAGCCUUCAGUGGAUGGGUUUCUUGGCACUGUGCCAUCAGAUAUGCAGUAUUUUUUAUAUGAUGAAUAUAGUCGGAGUUGUAAAUUUAAAGAUAUAGAAGCUGCUGCUUCUUUUCCUCUUGACACCGGACCUUUGUGCGGUAAGUAUGGAACGACAUUGGAUUUAAGCAGAAACAAUAUAUUUUUUAUAAACCCUUUGGAUUUCCAACACCUCAAUUAUGUGAAGUGCCUUAACCUGUCUGGUAAUGCUAUGAGCCAGACUUUGGAUGGAAGUGAAUUCGUGCAUCUGUCAAGCUUGAAAUACCUGGAUUUUUCUAACAACCGGAUUGAUUUGCUAUUUCAAACAGCAUUCAAAGAGCUGACAGAACUGGAGGUUCUGAACCUUAGUGACAACAGCCAUUACUUCAAAGCAGAAGGCAUCUCUCACAGUUUGGGUUUUACCAAAUAUUUGGUGAAUUUGACCACUCUGUUCAUGAAUGGGAAUGAGAUUUUUACAUCCACAGACAAAGGAAUGGCUAGUGAUUCACUUAAAACACUGGAAUUUCGAAAGAAUCGCUUGGAUAUUUUAUGGAAAGAGGGGACCUCUGAAUACUAUUCAUUUUUCAAGAACCUCACCAACCUGGAGACUCUAGAUAUUUCUGAAAACUAUCUGCAUUCUUUACCUCGAGGUGUGUUUUGUGAGCUGCCUGUAGGACUCAAGGUACUGAGACUGGCCAGUAACAGCAUGCAGCUUUUUCUCUGGGGGGAACUUCAGGUCUUGAAGAAACUGGAAGUUUUGGACCUUGGUAACAACCAGUUGACUACUGUCCCCAGAGAGCUGUCUAACUGCUCUCAGACCCUUCAAAAGCUAAUCCUGCAAAAUAACAGGAUAAAAAAAUUGACAGACAAUUUCCUCCGAGGGGCAUUCUCUCUGGCAUACUUGGACCUCAGUUUUAACAAGAUUAAAACGCUCAAAAAUUCUAGCUUUCCAAAAAAUGUUAUUGACAAUAUGUCAACAUUGGUUUUACAGGGUAAUUCUUUCAAAUGUAAUUGUGAUCUCGUGUGGUUUGUCUGGUGGAUCAACCAGACAAAUGUAACAAUUCCUUUCCUGGCCACGGAUGUGACUUGUGGGGGUCCAGGCACAUGGAAAGACAAAAGUGUUGUUUUCUUAGAUCUAGAGACCUGCGAGCUGGAUUCAUCCCAGAUUCUGUUCUUAAUAUCUGUCUCAGUCAUCAUGUUGCUGAUGACUAUCCCCAUUAUAAGCCACCUCUAUUUCUGGGAUGUGUGGUAUAUUUACCAUUUUUGCUUUGCCCGUUUAAAAGGAUACAAACGAUUAUUUUCAUCAGGUGUUGUGUAUGAUGCUUUUGUCACUUAUGAUAAGAGAGAUACAGCUGUGACAGAAUGGGUCAUGAAAGAGUUAGUUGAAAAACUGGAAGGGCAGAGAGAGAAACAGUUCAAUUUAUGUUUGGAAGAAAGAGACUGGCUACCGGGAGAGCCAGUCCUGGCUAAUCUUUCUGAGAGUAUACAAAUCAGCAGGAAAACGAUAUUUAUCCUAACGAACAAGUACAUUGAAAGUGGCAACUUCAGGAUGGCCUUUUACAUGGCACACCAGCGCCUCAUGGAUGAAAAGGUUGACGUUAUCAUCCUGAUAUUCCUUGAGAAAGUUUUGCAAAUGUCCAAGUGCCUCCGCCUACGGAAGAUCAUGUGUAGCCGGUCUGUCCUCGAAUGGCCAGCCAAUCCUCACUCUCAGCGUUAUUUCUGGCAUUGCUUGAGAAAUUCACUAGAGGCAAACCAUGAUUUCGACUACAGCAAGCUUUUUAAGGAAAUGGUAUAACUUGACCUGGUGCCGGAACAUGCUUUGAAAGCUAAGCCAGGAAAGAAGAUGAGUCAGGAUUUCACCCUUCAUGAUGAAAAGACCUUCCUUCAUGGGGGGGUUGGAGAGGGGAAGUGAACUACCACAGAAGCAAUGAAAGCUGUCCGCUUCUUUUGGAUGAGACACCCGUACACCCUACUUUACAGAAGUCUGUUUUCUGAGGUGCUUUCUGAAGACAAUCCUUUGUUCAAAGGGCUAUGAACUCUUAGCUUAACAAUAAAGAACCCUACAAAGGAAAAGCAGGGGCCUUAGUGUCUGGCUGGUCCUGGCCUUACCCACCAUUGUGAGAGAUAGUGUAUUUCCAUUUCAAUUGUUUUCAGGAUUUCUAGAGCAUGAAAAUGUUACUUUAUUGACCUGCUAAUGAAAUCCUAAAAUCUCCCACCCAGCAUAGCUUGUUUUCUAAGUGCCCAGGGGAAUUGCAAGAAUGAGGGUGAUUCCAUUGACAGAAGCAGUGAGCCUGGACUCUCGCCACUGGUUCAAAUUUCACCUAUGACCUCUGUCCGUGGCAUCAGCCAUUAACAAAUGAAUACGUAGCUCUAGCUUCCGUCCCAUCCCUUCAUAAAUUAAUUCUGGCUGACAGGGCCAGUCUGCUUUUCAGAAUUGCUGAGACCAUUCAUGUGAAGUGAUUCUAAAUACUAUUAUUUAUUUUUUCCAUUGCAUUCAUCAAAAUGAAUUAUCAAAACAAACAGACAAACAAAACCACACUGAAAUAAAGCUCAGGUUUAUCUGUCAUUCAUGUAUAACAUUUAGAGCUAGGAGAAGCUACACCAGAAAUUAGAAGAUCUAAAUUCAGAACUUAAUAAUUAUGGUUGUUGUGUUUUUUGUUUGUUUGUUUGUUUCAUGGAGGAGCUCUCUGGUACAAAAGCUGCUAUUGCUUCCCCAACUGAGAUAAAAUUCUGGCCCAAGAAUGGGUUCUAGGAAUAGGUGGCUGCUGUAGAAUAAGAAUCUAUUUUUUAAUCAUGUUAACAAGCAUUUUAGUCAACUGUUCUGUGAGUAUCGCUGUCAUGUUAUUUUUAAAAUAAACUUUAUAUCAGCCCUG
Messenger RNA from Pogona vitticeps (central bearded dragon), 5718 nucleotides. NCBI's taxonomy places the organism in Eukaryota, Metazoa, Chordata, Lepidosauria, Squamata, Agamidae. The record is from RefSeq and is a predicted model, not a curated record.